AUGCAUCAUCCACAACAACAACAAGUUGCAAAUUCAUCGGGAGACUAUUCCUCACAAUUCGAACAAUCAAUUAACGAAACAGUGGAUGAAUUAAAGGGUAAAAUGAAUUUAUUGGAAGAGAAAGUGAAAGAUGUUCUUCAAUUUGCUGAUACUCUCCAACAAGUGGAAGAUUUGGAAUUUAGUGAAUGCGAGAGAUUGAAGAUAUUUUCAAUCAUCAACAAACAAUUUCCUUUGGACCCGAAAUCGAAUUCAUCGUCUCCUAACCAUCAUGAUGUUACCACCAACCCACAAGAAGCACAAUCGGACAACAACAUAUAA
Naegleria lovaniensis is the source of this 318-nucleotide messenger RNA. RefSeq lists its product as uncharacterized. The record is from RefSeq and is a predicted model, not a curated record. Bases 1 to 318 code for a protein of 105 amino acids. NCBI's taxonomy places the organism in Eukaryota, Heterolobosea, Eutetramitea, Acrasida, Naegleriidae. The transcript has a single exon.